GCGGGCGGGCGGCGUGAUGGGUUGCGGGAACUCCACUGCCACCAGCGGGGGUGCGGGCCGAGGUCCAACGGGAGCGGUUAAAGAUGCGACAGAAGACUCGAUAACCGACGAUGACAAGAGGAGAAACUAUGGAGGAGUGUAUGUUGGCCUGCCCUCUGAAGCUGCCAAUAUGGUGUCUAGCCAGGCAAAGACAGUGCGGAAAAAGGAAGAUAACGCCAUGUCUGGAUACUCAAGAGCUUGCACAUGAAUUUGGAAGGAAUUUGGCUCCAGGGACAUUGUAUCUUCAAACACAUUCUGAAAGGUUGUCCCCUGCGCUCCCAAAUCCUAACUGUGUAGUUAAAGCCAUGGGUACAUACUGAAUGUUGUGUCACAGAAGGAAAUGGGUGAGACUCUGCUCACCGGGGGCCACUCUGUGUCCCCAUAAAGGCGUUGCUACCCAGCCUGGGCUUCCAGGCCUCAUACGCCGUUUCCAUCCUGGCCAUUCAGCACAGUUCACAGAGAUCAUGUCUUUUCACACUGAUACUCUUGAUAGUUUUUAUAUAACGCGAUCCUUACUGUAUUUAUAACGUGACAUUAGGACCAUGGAAAGGAAUUACCUGAAGUAAUUUAUUGCCCCUUGUCCCUUGAUGUUUCUACUUUGUGUGUGUUGUUGUUGUUUGUUUUUUUAAGCUGUGAAGUUGGUAAAUGGAGUCUUACAAUUGUCUCCCUUUCUUACUACUUGGCUUAAAAUUUUUAUUUAAAUGUAAGAGGAUUCCCGCGGUUGAGAGCAUUGCAGUAUUUGGAAAUGAACUGGUUAAAUUUGCAUGCUAUCCACACGUGGGGAUUAAUUCCUGUUUUCUUUAGUCAGAGGCUUACACGGCUACAGAUGUUCUCCAGCUGCCCAGUUGUCCAUUCUCCUUGUGUGUGAUCAGAGCAUCUCGUAAAGUUCAUUCCGUACUGCCUCUUAGGACUCACGGGUGAUGCUUAGUGGGGUAUGUGGAAAGUUCUUAUUUUGCUAACAACCUGUGUACCUACUUAUUUUGCUAACAACAUGUGUACCUACUAUGAGUGCAGUGUAAGUAACUCAGUUUAUCAAUGUACUUCAACAAUUAAAUAUUUUUAUCCCCCUUA
This is a messenger RNA of Phodopus roborovskii (desert hamster), 1110 nucleotides long. It is a transcript of the gene CUNH12orf75, whose product is annotated as chromosome unknown C12orf75 homolog. The coding region runs from base 17 to 247 and encodes 76 amino acids. The transcript is spliced from 6 exons. The record is from RefSeq and is a predicted model, not a curated record. Lineage: Eukaryota; Metazoa; Chordata; Mammalia; Rodentia; Cricetidae.